UUCUGUCUGACUGGACAGUCAGCACGCACACACACUCACACACACUCACAGGAUGGCGGCCGUCUCUCCUCCAACGCUUCAGACCUUCACGUCCCUCCUCUUCCUCCUGUCAGGAGGACCGUUUUCAUCCGUUUCCUGUUUUAAGGUGAUGGAAGGGGGCGUGGCCUCUCUGUCCUGUCAGUACUCUGUGCAGCGUUUCGGUCUCAGUCGGGUCUGCUGGGGUCGCGGCUGCGGGACGUUCUGGUGCAGCAACAUCCUGGUGCAGACAGACGAGAACGGCGUCAUCACCAAGGUGGAGGACCGGUACCGCCUGACGGGGGACGUCAUGGACGGACAGAUGGACCUGGACAUCCUGAAUGUGAGGCGGACGGACAGCGGGCCGUACUGCUGCAGGGUGGACAUCGACGGGCUCUUCAACGACCAGAAGAUGAUCAUGAACCUUAGAGUGGUCAAAGCUCCAGUCUCAGUCCUCGUCACCAGCCCUCCCCGUCCAACCACAACAUCGACGAGCGCAACAACAGAGGUCACGACCGAACGAGUAACAGAGUCGCCCACCUCCACAGUGAACUGGAAAACUCUGCUGUCGUCUCAGCUGGACCUUCUGAGGAGAAACUCCACCCUGCUGCACUCCGACACCCUCACUGUGGAGGACCCUCUGCCCUCGCUCUCCCUUCAAAUCAACGUUCCCGUCCUCUCGCUCUCCAUCAGCGUGUUGAUGAUCCUGGCUGCAGUCUUCCUCUUCCUGGCCUUCAGACGUGGAAUUUACAGAAGAGCAUUGAAGCCCAGCUGCUUCUCCUCUGAAGAACCUCCUCACAUCAUCUAUGAGAUCCGCAUGAGGAGGCCAGUGCAGGAGAACAUCUACACGCUGGACUGACCAGACCAGCACCACACUGUGGAGCAGCUGCAUUAGCGGUGAAACAGGGAAGAAGCUGAUUUUGUUUACACUGUUAUUAAAAAAUAUUCAGAGAUCCUGUCUGUGAAGAGCUCAUCAGCCUGACUGAUGACUGAGUCUGGAGUAAAGUCUCAGCUGGUUUUAUUAUGAUGAUUUCUACAUUGAUUUCUGGAGGUUUUUAGUCUCUUUUCUGUUCUUGCUUUGUCCUCCGGGUUAUCUUUGCUGAUUGUUCACGUCUGCUCCACUUCCUGUCUUUUCACAAAGUUUAAACUCCCAUCCAGAAAGAGUCCCGAGGCUCAUAUGCGUGCAAUUUGGGGGCUUGAAUCUCAGUGGUUUUCAUUAUGUGGCAUUCAUAAUCUGCAGUGAUGGGAAGUUCAAUAAUCAAGCUGCAUGCCUGCCUAAAAUAAUCUAUUUCUGUUCUUUGAUAUCCUGGUUGUUAUUCCUCAGUAGGUUUCUGUUCACAAAGGGCCAAUAAAACCCUGUCCAAACUAGGGAUGGCACGAUACCACUUUUUUAUGUCCGAUACCGAUACCGAUAUUUUAAAUUUGGCUAUCGCCGAUACCGAUACAAAUCCGAU
Archocentrus centrarchus (flier cichlid) is the source of this 1469-nucleotide messenger RNA. It is a transcript of the gene timd4, whose product is annotated as T cell immunoglobulin and mucin domain containing 4. Bases 53 to 874 code for a protein of 273 amino acids. Gene Ontology annotation, biological process: apoptotic cell clearance; cytoskeletal rearrangement involved in phagocytosis, engulfment. NCBI's taxonomy places the organism in Eukaryota, Metazoa, Chordata, Actinopteri, Cichliformes, Cichlidae. Gene Ontology annotation, molecular function: phosphatidylserine binding. The record is from RefSeq and is a predicted model, not a curated record. The transcript is spliced from 8 exons.